Messenger RNA from Coregonus sp. 'balchen', 8539 nucleotides. The record is from the annotation of a GenBank genome assembly. NCBI's taxonomy places the organism in Eukaryota, Metazoa, Chordata, Actinopteri, Salmoniformes, Salmonidae.
GAAACUCAGUGCCUUCUACCAAAGGUGAGACCGUAGUAUCCAGAAAUGUGUUCACUGCUAGAAGUAUUUCAAAGACAAAAGUGGUGACUAUAGGAAAGUUAUGUUAGGCUCGCACAUUGAAAAGUGGUCUCAGGACAGUCUAAAUGGCUAAUACUUAGUCUAUAUUUCUGUUGUUCUCCCUUUCAGAUAGUGGUCACGGCCAAGUCGUCAUCCGAAGUGGAUGAACUUUUCAUUGACGACACAGGGUCCGGGGGUUACUACCCUGAAGAUGAUGACGACUUUAACUCAGGGUCAGGAUCAGGUAAGAGUCUGGUCACAGUAGCCUUCAACUGGGUCGACACGCACAGGGAGGCAGGCUGGCAGACACACAAACACACACACAUACGUACACAAACAGUCACUUCUGUAUACUGUGUCUUUCACCCAGAAUGGGCAUGUCUGUAGAACUGAGGUCUUACUUAGGUAUUGAAGCCCCUUUUACAAAACGUUUAACAACAGGCAGAUGGCCAAAGCAAAGAAGGCUGUAAGAAAGUGCUUUGAUAACUUUAGCGAACACUGUUCCCAGUAAAAGGAAACCAGACUCACUUUACCUCCACCUGAUCCCAUCCUAGAAUAUCAGGAGGUGGCCUUGUCUGUUGUGAUUGAAUUAUGAAUUCGAAUGUAAUGUACUUAUAAAAAGUGAUUAUGAAAAGCCUGAUUUCACUUAAAUACAGACUCAAACAUAGACAGUCACCCUUCAUCUUCAACUGAAAGUAAACUGAAAGUAAUUGAGUGCUGGUGAAGUAGUACAACAGUGCUAUCUCCUCAUCUUGCUCUGCAGGCAUUGGUGAGGAGGUGAUUGAGGAGGCGGUGACUGUGAGCACGCUGUACAUUGCCCCCAAAGCAGAACCCACCAAGGACUCCACCAAAGACUUCACUCCUAGAGUGGAGACAGCCACACCCAGAGAAGACCUGCCUAGGGAAACACCCAGGAAGCCAGUCCGAACAGAGGUGAGGGAACAUAACAACUAACCCAUACACCAGACUAUUUAGACCGGCCCACUAAGCUAAAGGUGGACCGGCCCAUUGAACAUUUGCGCGAAAUGCCCUAUGACCAGUCCUUUUCUGCCCCAUAUGGUAGAUAUUAAAUUUUUACUCAGUAAAAAAUUACAAUUAACAGAUUGAAAAUUGCCUGCUAUUUUCUUUGGGGGCCUUUCAAUUCACCACCCCAAAUAACAGUUGAACAUGCACUGACCCCAAUGCUGGAAUUCUAUACAUAAAAAUUAGUCAUUGGUAACAGACCCCUAAUAGUACACUAAUAUUAUAGCAUUUUACUAGACAGACCACUUGAUCUAUGAUCUUUAGUCUGCCCACAGAUGAAGAGUAUAAACCGUCAGUCAUGAGACUUAACUGGUUGAAAUAGCAUGUAAUCAAAUCCCUCUAAUGCCGCAUUGAUAAUACCCCCCAAGAGUUUCCUCUAAGUAUAAGGAUCAAGCAGUCAUCUAGACCCCUGAUGUUGCUCUGGUUUGUGGUACAUUAUGCUGGAUUACUGAAUCAACAGCCAUAAUCUCACAAUUUGGAACACUAUCAGCUCUUGGACCCACCAUGCUCUAUUGGGAGAUGGCCUAGAUUUUGUCACUACCCCUUCAGCCAAGUCAAAGGACGCAGGUCUGUUGCCAAUAGUGGUCCCAUUCCCGUUCCCCUAGCUCCUUCAAUCAUUACGGAUCUGAAGAGACUAGGGAUGGAUGUUAGCAAUACGACCUUGGCUAUUUGCAUUUCGAAACACCCCUAAUUAACCAUAUAUGAUCGAAAUCAUCCCUUUAAAGCCUGUGGGGAAUAUACAACACCGUACCAUGAAAUACAACGUCUCAACCAAAAAAAGCUAAGCAAAAAAUAGAGGUGCUAGUGUCAGAGAUUGAGUACAACCAAAAUGUUUUAUUUGGCUCGCUCAGUUGUGGCUUGACCAGUAAAAAUAAAAGCAUAGCUAUAAAGAGAAGACCAUUAAGACAAUUAGUUGCUUUAGCAAUGGAAAAUAUAUUCACCAAUAAGCCAUCCAUCCUCAACAGCUCCCUCCUGUAGGCGUAGAGGCCAACAUUGCUGUUGUGCAGGAUGAACCUUGCCACCACAUUCAGAAGCGUCUUUUGCGCAUCACAUAACCUAUCACCUGCACAUUAAGAGUGGAAGCCUUUUCUGUUCACAGAGUAGAACUCGUUUUGGGAUGGUGCUUUUAUGGGGAUGUGGUUGCCGUCUAUUGCUCCAUUCGUAUUUAGGAAUGCAUUGAUGUUAAAGAAAGCCUUCUUGACUUCAACCUGUUGUGCGAUGGUGUAUGGAAAUUGUAAGUUCGUUUUUUUUCUGACGAUUGUAUCAAAGACAUUGGCUCAUUGAGGGCUGUAAGAUGCCGAUUUGCAAGCUCCCGCUGAAAAGUGCCCGUUGCCAAAAACCCAAGGGUGGAUAGCACUUGGAUGUGCACCGGAAUGGCAUGUGUUUGCCUUUUUAAAGUAAGUCUUAAAUCCUUGCAAAAAUCCUAUAAGAUUGUUUUUGGGAAACGAUAUCUGACGAGCAAAUCUGAACGUUCUGCCCCAAAAAAUCCCACGUCUCUAAAAACGCGCUCUCUGCAAAAUGCAGCGUGUGCUGAAUCUUCCAACAGAGCAAGAUAAGCCUCUCAUUCGAUUUCCUAUUAUCUCAGUCUUUUAUAGUAUUUCAACAAUAGUUUCACUUUCACACGUGCCUUCUAAUUUAACAAAUGACUGUACUUUAUAUGGAUUAUUAUCGUAACAAAUGCACUGAUGUGGUCAAAAUAUAUGCGUGUCAAGAUAUGUUGCAUGAAUUCACAAUGGAAAUACAAUGAAAUUGAAAAAUGAUUUAAUUACUUAUUAUGACAUUUUCAACAUUCUACGCUUGACAAGCAGUUCCCUUAUUCCACCACUUGGCACUGUGCAUACACAUGGUCAUGGUUGUACGUAAAUGUACGCAAACUCUCAAGCAAACGUUCAUAUUGAUAAAUCUCACACUUUGCGUGGAAUUGAUCCCACGAAUGGUUUACGCACAGAUUUGUGCCUACGCAUGAUUGAUAAAUGAGGCCCCAGGCCAUUAUGCUGGUACAGAACCUGUAUCCCUCCAACUCUUUCAUUCUCUCCUCCCAGCCCCCAGUACCCGUCACAGAGGACGAGCGUAACAACCAGAUCACCAGCGCCCCCAGCUCACCCCUGGAGCCCAUCGAGGUGCGCUCGGAAAACCUCUUCCAGAGAACAGAGGUGCUGGCAGGUAUGUACAGAAACAACACUGGGUUUUGGUGGUUUGGACAGUGGACACAGGCUGCAGUCCUUGUACCUCUGUCUACACAUCUACGCUAGGCUACUGUUUGUGAUAGACUAGAGGUUGAAUAUGGGUUGUGAGCUGUUAAAUAGGAAAUUAGCUCGAAUUUCUUAUAUGACUAACCAGGUUUCCAUAUAAUAUUUUUUAUGCACCUAAAGUACUUAAGCUUUAUGCUCUUUUCCAAUAUAUAUCAAGGGUCUUAUUCUGGUGACAUGACGAUCGAUGCUUGGCUGCCGUUUGACAAAUAACUAAUAAUCUUGCUCUUUUGACCAAGUAUUCACAGCCCCUUGACUUUUUCCACAUGUUGUUGUGUUACAGCCUGAAUUUAAAAUAGAUUAAAUAGAAAUGUUGUGUCACUGGCCUACACACAAUACCCUAGAAUGUCAAAGUGGAAUUAUGUUUUUAGAAACUUUUUGAAAUUCAUAAAAAAUUAAAAUCUGAAAUGUCUUGAAUUAAUAAGUAUUAAACCCCUUUGUUAUGGCAAGCCUAAAUAGGUUCAGCAGUAAACAUUUGCUUAACAAGUCACAUAAUAAGUUGCAUGGACUAUAUAAUAGUGUUUAACAUGAUUUUUCAAUAACUACCUCAUCUCUGUACCAACACAUACAAUUAUCUGUGACGUCUCUCAGUUGAGCAGUGAAUUUCAAACACAGAUUCAACCACAAAGUCAAGGGAGGUUUUCCAAUGCUUCACAAAGAAUGGCACUUAUUGGUAGAUUGAUAAACAUAAAAAAUAAGAGAUUGACUAUCCCUUUGAGCAUGCUGAAGUUAUUCAUUACACUUUGGAUGGUGAAUCAACACACCCAAUCACUACAAAGAUACAGGCGUCCUUCCUAACUCAGUUGCCGGAGAGGAAGGAAACCGCUCAGGGAUUUCACCAUGAGGCCAAUGGUGACUUUAAAACAGUUACAAAGUUGAAUGGCUUUGAUAGGAGAAUACUGAGGAUGGAUCAACAACAUUAAAGUUACUCCACAAAACUAACCUAAAUGACAGAGUGAAAAUAAUAAAAAUAUUCUAAAACAUGCAUCCUGUUUGCAAUAAGGCACUAAAGUAAAACUGCAAAAACAUUUGCAAAGAAAUGAACUUUGUCUGAAUAAAAAGCAUUAUGUUUGGGGAAAAUCCAACACACCACUCUUCACAUUUUCAAGCAUGGUGGUGGCUGCAUCAUGUUAUGGGUAUGCUUGUCAUCAGCAAGGACUAGGGAGUUUCUUAGGAUAAAAAUAAACGGAAUAGAGCUAAGCACAGGCAAAAUCCUAGCCAUGUACGACAAGCCUGCUAGAGUCAUAGUACGGAUGAAGACUGAGCUGGAAUGUGAAGCUAACUAAAGCUGGCUAGAUAUAUGGGGACACCCCUUCAAAUUAGUCAAUUUGGCUAUUUCAGCCACACCCGUUGCUGACAGAUGUAUAAAAUCGAGCACACAGCCAUGCAAUCUCCAUAGACAAACAUUGGCAGUAGAAUGGCCCAUACUGAUGAGCUCAGUGACAUUCAAAGUGGCACCGUCAUAGGAUGCCACCUUUCAAACAAGUCAGUUCGUCAAAUGUCUGCCCUGCUAGAGCUGUCCCUGUUAACUGUAAGUGAUGUUAUUGUGAAGUGGAAACAUCUAGGAGCAACAAUGGCUCAGUCGCAAAGUGGUAGGCCACAAGCUCACAGAAUGGGACCGCCGAGUGCUGAAGCGUGUAAAAAUCGUCUGUCCUCGGUUGCAACAUUCACUACCAAGUUCCAAACUGCCUCUGGAAGCAACGUCAGCACAAUAACUGUUUGUCGGGAGCUUCAUGAAAUGUGUUUCCAUGGCCGAGCAGCCACACAUAAGAUCACCAUGCGCAAUGCCAAGCGUCGGCUGGAGUGGUCGCCAUUGGACUCUGGAGCAGUGGAAACACGUUCUCUGGAGUGAUGAAUCACGCUUCACCAUCUGGCAGUCCGACGGACUAAUCUGGGUUUGGCAGAUGCCAGGAGAACGCUACCUGCCCGAAUGCAUAGUGCCAACUGUAAAGUUUGGUGGAGGAGGAAUAAUGGUCUGGCACUGUUUUUCAUGGUUCGUGCUAGGCCCCUUAUUUCCAGUGAAGGGAAAUCUUAACGCUACAGCAUACAAUGACAUUCUAGACAAUUCUGUGCUUCCAACUUUGUGGCAACAGUUUAUGAAAGGCCCUGUCCUGUUUCAGCAUGACAAUGCCCCCGUGCACAAAGCGAGGUCCAUACAGAAAUGGUUUGUCGAGAUCGGUGUGGAAGAACUUGACUGGCCUGCACAGAUCCCAGACCCGUGACUCCAUCGAACACCUUUGGAAUGAAUUGGAACGCCGACUGCGAGCCCGGCCUAAUCGCCCUACAUCAGUGCCCGACCUCACUAAUGCUCUUGUGGCUGACUGGAAGCAAGUCCCCACAGCAAUGUUCCAACAUCUAGUGGAAAGCCUUCCCAGAAGAGUGGAGGCUGUUAUUGCAGCAAAGGGGGGACCAACUCCAUGUUAAUCCCCAUGAUUUUGGAAUGAGAUGUUCGACGAGCAGGUGUCCACAGACUUUUGGUCAUGUAGUGUAUAUCCCACAAACAUCCAUCCAGUUAGUCGCCUUUGCUCAUUUGGAUUUUUAUAUUUGUCUAACUAGUGUAUUUCAAAAUUGCUCAAAUCGCCUGUCAUGUAGACAUGUGAGGCCCUGACUUUUCUAACUCUGUCUGCUAGCUACACUACUUUUUUCAGUUGUUUUCAAUUACUGUCACGUUGGCCACAUCCACUGAAACCCUGGCCUUGACAAGGCUGUAUAUACUGUGGAUUAGCGCAAUGUAAAACCCAGAGAUCAGGAGGCCCAGCCCACUGUGCAAACAGACCUGGCUAGCUAACCUCCUCCUGUCCUCUAUACCUUUUCCACUUCCUGUCCCCCAUGGCUCCCACAAACUCUAAUUGUCCGUCAUUUAAUUUACAUUUAUCUGCUCCACACUGAGGCACUGCGCGGUUUCCAGGAGGGUCAUUUGCUGGAAGAGUGCCAGGUUUCUUUUUACCCAUUGGGCAGAGGGGCCAGUUCAAGAUGUGGAAAUAAAACUGGAGCAGAGGGGAGAUUGUUUCGUCACGAGAGCCCUAAAACAGAUUAAGGACUAUAAAGAAACCUCAUACAAGUAUAAUUGGGAAAAUUACGAAAGCCUAUGUAAGGAAUUAGCACGCAUGAAACAAGGACAAGUCCUGGGACUAAUGUUGUGUAGCUUGAUAGGGGGAUUGCGUAAGAAAGGAUACAGUGCAUUCAAAGUUCCCUCUCUAGAUGCUAUAAGCUUCAGUGUCAUCUGAAUAUCCUUUGACCGCUAACCUCUGACCUCUCCUUCUCUCUGUCCACAGCUGUCAUUGCGGGCGGAGUUAUUGGCUUCCUCUUUGCCAUCUUCCUCAUCCUCCUCUUGGUUUACCGCAUGAGGAAGAAGGACGAGGGCAGCUACGACCUGGGAGAGAGGAAACCGUCUGGGGCAGCAUAUCAGAAGGCCCCAACCAAGGAGUUUUAUGCAUAAAGCCCCGCCCCCUCAUGAGAAGAUUGACAAAUCACAGUGACAGUUUAUGGCUGUCCAUGACAACGACAAAAGCUGUUAAAAUGCAACAACAACAAAAAAAGUAAAAAAUUGAUUGAAGAAAACAAUUAAUAAAGGAAAGCUUUUGCAUAGAGUAUUGUAAUUAAGACAUUUUCUUUCUUCUUUAAAAAAAAAAUGAAAAGCCAAGCAUUGCUUAUUUUAUGGCAAAUCUCAGUGUAUUUAAACAUUUUGUGUGUUAUUUGAAAAGGCUGGGAAAAAACGACAAAAAACACAAUCUGUAAAGGUCAGAAAAACUGAUUGCAUCUGUCUUCUGUCAAAGCAGCCGUUUUUAGUCGCUGACUACUUUUUAACUGUAGCAGUAUGUAUUUGUAAAGAACAUUUUUAAAAGUGGAAAUAAUUGAAUAUAAUUAUUCUGUAUCAAUCCUACUUUCAUAUUUUUUUUCAUUUUUGUCCUAGCAUGUCUGACAUUGAUCUCAAAAAGGUGUAUUUCAUUAAUUUAUCUUUUUUUUCUCCGAUGUAAAAAAAAAAUGCCUUUGUAGUUUUCAUGAAGUUAUUUAGUCUUCAUAUUAACGCUGAUAACGGUCAAUGUAAAUGUUCUCCCUUCAGGUUACAAUGUUUAUUUUUUGCUCUCACACCAAUCUAGUGGAAAGUGAGCAUUUAAUUUAAUUUUUGUUUGUCUUGUUUGUUUUCUUUCGAUGUAUCUCUUGGUCAAAACCAUUUCUUAUACAGCAUACAUGUUUAUAAUUGGGAAUUGGUCUUAAAAAGCUAAGAUGUGUCAGGGGUUCAAGAAAAAGAUACAAGACCUACUUUACAGUAUGUCUUGUGGAUGAUUAUUUUAUUUAAUUGCAUACGACUUUUCAUAUUGCACAUUCACUGCAUUUCUCCUCUGCUGGUCUCGUUCAGCUCUGAGUGUUUAGUAUGUUUGGGGUUAAAUUUGGCUCAGUGGCAUUGCCCUGCAACCCCCAAUGUUUCCCCCUAGUUUACGUUGCCUGUCCCACCUCCCCCCUCUCUUCCCCAGCACUCUCUCCAUCUCCUCAUGGUAAUCAAAUUGGACCAGCGCCAGUGGACCUGUCGGCCCCUCCCCUUUUUCUCACUCCACUGUGUUGCCAGCGCGCCCAGUGUUUUUGUCUCCCGUGUCGAUGGUUUAGUCAGGAGAUCCUUUCUUUCUAUGUGCAACUGGACACGCACCAGCUGCCAAUUGAAACGAGUCAGCUCUGUGCGGAUCACAGGGCUGUUCCUAGUGAUUCAGAACCUGUCGUUAGAGUGAAAUGGAACUUUGGAUCCUUUUUCUAAGGUUUCAAGUGUUGUGGUCAGUCAAUCCAUUUCGAUUUGAGCUAACCCAAAACAUAACGUAGUUGCUGUCCUGCAAAAUUGUAGAUUACACCUUCCUCCGUUUCGUGGGGAGGAGCUCUCCUGAGAGCGAUUAUCAGACAGUGUGAGGUUGGUUACCAAGAACAAAACAUAUACCAGGAACAAUACAUCCUUUGAUUGACCUGUUGUUGUCACCCUUUCUCAUUGAAACGGUCACCUCUGCAUGAACCUGCAGUGAGGAGAAAGGUACAACAGGUUGUGAAGUUGCCUUUGAGAUGUUGAGCUGUACAGUAAUGUGAAGUAGAGGUUGUCAUCUGAACUCCUACCACCCAUCUGAGGCCAUCCUCCUCCAUGCAUCCCUUCCUCCUCCUCCUCCCUCCCCACUCUGCUAUACCCUCCAGCUCCUGCCCUCUACCUACAAUCUCUCUCUCUCUCUCUCUCU